Molecule: messenger RNA, 1389 nt
Organism: Halichondria panicea
Lineage: Eukaryota; Metazoa; Porifera; Demospongiae; Suberitida; Halichondriidae
Product: endoplasmic reticulum-Golgi intermediate compartment protein 3-like
Exons: 10
Coding region: 67-1260 (397 amino acids)
Biological process (GO): endoplasmic reticulum to Golgi vesicle-mediated transport; retrograde vesicle-mediated transport, Golgi to endoplasmic reticulum
Cellular component (GO): endoplasmic reticulum membrane; endoplasmic reticulum; COPII-coated ER to Golgi transport vesicle
Source: RefSeq, a predicted model, not a curated record
UCGAAAGAGUUUAGAGGUCACUAGAGCUAGCAAAGUAAAAUUAAACUGACCAAAGUGGAAGGCAAGAUGGCGAGUGGAUUUGUGAGCCGUUUGAAACAGUUUGACGCUUAUCCAAAGACUCUCGAGGACUUCAGAGUGAAGACAUAUGGUGGAGCUACGAUUACACUACUGAGUGGAGCCAUUAUUGUUAUCCUGUUUCUCUCUGAGCUUGCCUACUUCCUCUCUACUGACAUACGAGAGGAGCUCUAUGUAGACACGUCCAGAGGAGAGAAGAUGAAGAUCAACUUUGACCUCAGUUUUCAACGAAUGCCUUGUCUCUAUCUGAGCAUUGAUGCCAUGGAUGUAUCAGGAGAGCAUCAACUAGAUGUCCUGCACAGUGUGUUCAAGCAACGACUCACAACAGACGGCCAACCAAUCACGGAGGAGAAACCACAACCUGUUGAGAUGGGGACAGGACCUGAAGGCAAUGAGACCACACCCACUGAGACAGCACCUGCCGUCGUUGUCAAGGACGAUGUGUGCAAGAGUUGCUAUGGUGCUGAGUCACCAGAGAUCCCUUGCUGCAACACUUGUGAACAAGUACGAGAGGCAUAUCGUAUCAAGGGCUGGGCGUUCAACAACCCCACAGGAAUAUCUCAAUGCAUCAAUGAAGGAUGGACUGACAAGAUUAAGGAUCAAGUGAACGAAGGAUGCAAUAUCCGUGGUUACAUUGAGGUCAGCAAGGUGGCAGGCAAUAUCCAUUUUGCUCCUGGGAAGAGCUUCCAGCAACACAGCGUACAUGUUCAUGACCUCCAGAGCUUUGGUGUGAAAAAGUUCAACUUCACUCACACAAUUGGUCAUCUGUCCUUUGGUGAGGACUACCCUGGCCAACUCCACCCCCUCAAUGGCUACACGCAGGUCCAACAAGUGGACCUACCUACUGGAGGCUUGAUGUACCAGUACUUUAUCAAGGUGGUCCCCACUAUCUAUCACAAGCUCUCAGGAGAGCUGUUGAGGACUAACCAGUUCUCUGUCACCAAGCACAGUAAGGAAGCUAGAGCAGUGGCUGGCCAUAGUGGACUACCAGGUGUAUUCUUCAUGUAUGACCUGAGUCCCAUGAUGGUCCAGUUGACUGAACAUCGCCGAUCCUUUACCCACUUCCUGACGGGUGUGUGUGCUAUUGUGGGUGGAGUGUUCACAGUGGCUGGCAUGCUGGAUGGAAUGCUGUAUCACUCUGCAAGAGCCCUCAGGAAAAAGAUUGACUUAGGAAAAGCCUCUUAACAGCUAGUGUUCUCCUUAGGUACAUGAUUUUAUUAUUAUGCCUCACUUCCUUUUAUGUCUAACUCAUUUAUGAUUGCCUUUGGAAUCAAUUUUGUUCAUACUUGUAAUAAUUAUUUGGGCAGGAAAACA